UAUUUGAACGAAAUGGAACUUGCAUUUUUCUAUUUGAAUCCUCGAUGAUACAGUAAUUCGAUCUGGAGUUAUGUUACUCGCGUAUUUUUAUCACGGUUCGCGCGUUUUUAUCACAGUUCAAAGAAGAUCAUGGGGAUUGAAAACGGUGACAAUAAUUUGAUGGAUAUUGAAAUUUGUCCGUCGACCAGUGGAAAGGACAACAGAAGCAAGGCAGAUGAUAGAAAAUCGUUGCAUUUACCAUGGAUUGAAAAAUACCGACCACAGGUGUUCUCAGACAUUGUUGGAAAUGAGGACACAGUGCAGAGACUCUCAGUUUUCGCUAAAAAUGGGAACUGUCCUAAUAUCAUCAUUGCCGGACCACCAGGAGUUGGCAAAACAACAACCGUACUAUGUUUGGCACGAAUUUUGCUCGGUCCAGUUUUCAAAGAUGCAGUAUUAGAAUUAAAUGCCUCUAAUGAUCGAGGAAUAGAUGUUGUUAGGAACAAGAUUAAAAUGUUUGCCCAGAAAAAGGUAAAUCUACCAAGUGGAAAGCAUAAGAUAAUAAUUUUAGAUGAAGCUGAUAGUAUGACAGAAGGGGCUCAACAAGCGUUACGUAGGACAAUGGAAAUUUACAGCAAUACCACAAGAUUCGCAUUGGCUUGUAACAAUAGUGAGAAAAUUAUUGAGCCUAUUCAAUCACGUUGCGCGAUGCUUAGAUAUGGAAAAUUAUCGGAUGCACAAAUUUUGGCAAAAGUCAUCGAAGUUUGCAAGGCAGAAAAUGCUUCCUAUACCGACGACGGUUUAGAGGCCAUAGUGUUCACUGCCCAGGGUGAUAUGAGGCAAGCAAUGAACAAUUUACAGUCCACACACAAUGGCUUUGGCCAUAUAAACAGUGCAAACGUUUUCAAAGUAUGCGAUGAACCACACCCGUUAUUAGUUAAGGAAAUGCUCGAACAUUGUAUAGAAAGAAAUAUAUGUAAAGCUUAUAGGGUAAGCACAAUUUAUCAAUUUCUUAAACUCUUGUGUAGGUCAAGCGUAUAAC
This is a messenger RNA of Ceratina calcarata, 1021 nucleotides long. Its product is annotated as replication factor C subunit 2-like. Gene Ontology annotation, molecular function: DNA clamp loader activity; ATP hydrolysis activity; ATP binding. Gene Ontology annotation, biological process: DNA repair; DNA-templated DNA replication. The transcript is spliced from 4 exons. The record is from RefSeq and is a predicted model, not a curated record. Lineage: Eukaryota; Metazoa; Arthropoda; Insecta; Hymenoptera; Apidae. Bases 130 to 1020 code for a protein of 296 amino acids. Gene Ontology annotation, cellular component: DNA replication factor C complex; nucleus.